AUAAGGAGUUGUCAUAAUUUAUCUAUUAAAAUGCAUGAAAAAGAAUAUCCAACGUGAAGAUCCCAUUGAAUUGGCAUGCUUAUCCUCUCUUUAGGUAUGGCUUUCCCAACCCCAAAUCCAUUAUUAUAUAUAUUCUCCAAUACAUCUCAACAACUCGCCUCACAAUUCCCACAACUUUAUUUUCCUCUUUCAUUUCAAUAUUCUCUAUCUUUGACGCAAAUGGCUCUCAAGCUUCUCCCGGUCUCUCAAAUCCCUUCCUUAGAUCUAUGCUGCUCAAGUCGUUCCCCUAGAGAGGUGGAGAUGGAGCAAAGGAGGUUUGAGGUGGCGAAGUUUGCGGUGAUCGGACACCGGGGAAGUGGCAUGAACGAUUUGCAGUCAUUAGAUCAGAGAAUGAGAGCUAUCAAAGAAAACUCCAUUGUUUCCUUCAAAGCUGCAUCUAACUUAGCCCUUGACUUCAUCGAAUUCGACGUGCAAGUCACGAAAGAUAACUGUCCCGUUAUCUUCCACGACGACCACAUCUUCUGUGAAGAAAACGGCACUGUGUUUGGGGAGAAAGUUACGGAAUUGACCCUCUCCGAGUUCCUCUCUUGCGGUCCUCAGAGGGACAAGAAAGGAAAAACCCUGCUUAGGAAAACUGAAGAGGGGAAGCUAGUCAAGUGGAACGUGGAACAAGAUGACUCACUCUGCACACUCCAUGAAGCUUUCGUUAAUGUCAAUCCUUCUUUGGGUUUCAACAUUGAGUUGAAGUUUGAUGACUACAUUGUUUAUGAACAAGGAUAUCUUGUCCAUGUUCUUCACUCCAUCUUGAAGGUUGUGUUUGAGCAUGGCAAGAAUAGGCCGAUCAUAUUCUCAACUUUUCAGCCAGAUGCAGCAAUACUUGUAAGAAAAUUGCAAAGCACAUACCCUGUAUUCUUCUUAACUGAAGGAGGAUGUGAACUCUAUCAAGAUGUGAGAAGAAAUUCAUUAGAGGAGGCUCUGAAGCUUUGCACAGAACAUGGAUUGCAAGGAAUAGUCUCUGAAGUCAAAGGAAUAUUUAGAAACCCUGAAGCUGUGAGAAAGAUCAAGGAGUGUUCUAAUAAGCUUUCUCUCUUUACAUAUGGGAAAUUAAACAAUGUUCCUGAAGCAGUUUACAUGCAACAUCUAAUGGGGAUUGAUGGUGUCAUUGUUGAUUUUGUUAAGGAAAUAGCAGAGUUAGUUCUUGAUAUAAAUGGUCAAGGGAUGGAGGAAAUGUUGCAAGUGAAGAACUUCAAGCCUCAAUUCUCACAGCAAGAGCUUUCUUUUCUUUUGAAGCUUAUUCCAGAAUUGAUUCAAAUUUGAGCAGAAUUAUAGAUAUGCCAAUUUUUACUAGCUAAUUGAAUUUCAUUGUGUUUUUUGAUUUUGUACAUGAAUGGGAUUUCAUGAUGAAAGAUUAUUAACCAUAGGUUAUACUUAGCAGGUUCUCAUCAAUGUAGUGACAAAAGGAAUUAAUACUAGAUUAUUAUUUAUG
Arachis stenosperma is the source of this 1486-nucleotide messenger RNA. Its product is annotated as glycerophosphodiester phosphodiesterase GDPD1, chloroplastic-like. Lineage: Eukaryota; Viridiplantae; Streptophyta; Magnoliopsida; Fabales; Fabaceae. Gene Ontology annotation, biological process: glycerophospholipid catabolic process. The record is from RefSeq and is a predicted model, not a curated record. The coding region runs from base 76 to 1317 and encodes 413 amino acids. The transcript is spliced from 3 exons. Gene Ontology annotation, molecular function: phosphoric diester hydrolase activity.